Molecule: messenger RNA, 1527 nt
Organism: Trifolium pratense (red clover)
Lineage: Eukaryota; Viridiplantae; Streptophyta; Magnoliopsida; Fabales; Fabaceae
Product: IAA-amino acid hydrolase ILR1-like 5
Exons: 5
Coding region: 103-1383 (426 amino acids)
Biological process (GO): auxin metabolic process
Cellular component (GO): endoplasmic reticulum
Molecular function (GO): IAA-Ala conjugate hydrolase activity
Source: RefSeq, a predicted model, not a curated record
AUAUGUGUGCAUCUAACAUGUAUAGAAAGUUGGAAGAGGCAAAAAAGGAAAAAAAAAAAAAAAACCACCGACAGAGAUAGAGUUUGAGUUUAAGAAUAUUUGAUGGCAGCCAUUCAUGUUCUUGUUGUGUUUCUGUCAUGGACUUCCCUUUCUACUAUGGUAAAGUGUGAGCAUGAUCAGGAUAAUGCAUAUGCUCAACAAAUUCUAACUUCAGCUCAAAAGGAAAAUAAUUGGUUGGUUUCAAUUAGAAGAAAGAUUCAUCAAUACCCAGAAUUGGGUUUUCAAGAACACAAUACAAGUGCUCUUAUUCGCAGUGAACUUGACAAACUUGGUAUAUCUUAUACAUACCCAGUUGCAAAAACUGGUAUUGUUGCCCAAAUUGGCUCUGGUUCUCCUCCCAUUAUUGCUAUUCGUGCUGAUAUGGAUGCUCUCUCCUUGCAGGAGCUUGUUGAGUGGGAAUACAAGAGCAAAAUUGAUGGCAGAAUGCAUGCUUGUGGACAUGAUGCUCAUACUACUAUGCUAUUGGGAGCUGCAAAGUUGCUCAAUCAGCGCAAAGAUAAGCUUAAGGGAACUGUGAGACUUCUUUUCCAACCUGCUGAGGAGGGAGCUAGAGGUGCCUCACAAAUGAUAAAAGAAGGUGUUCUGCAAGACGUUGAAGCAAUUUUUGGUGUGCAUAUAGAUGAUACAACAUCUACCGGAGCCAUAGCAUCGAUUCCAGGGCCUUUUACAGCUGCUGCAUGCAUUUUCGAGGCAAAAAUUGUAGGCGUAGGUGGUCAUGCUGCAUUACCCCACCAGACUGUAGAUCCACUGCUGGCUACAUCACUUACAAUACUAGCACUUCAACAACUUGUCUCAAGGGAAGUUGAUCCUCUUCACAGUCAAGUACUGUCUGUUACUUAUGUCCAUGGAGGGGGUGCGUUUAACGUGAUCCCAUCAUAUGUAAAAUUUGGAGGUACUCUAAGGAGCCAGACAACGGAAAGCAUGUACCAUUUCAAACAGCGAUUAAAAGAGGUUAUUGAAGGACAAGCAAGUGUACAUAGAUGUAAAGCAUAUGUUGAUUUCAAGGAAGAAGAAUACACACAAUAUCCAUCUGUUAUCAAUGACAAAGAUUUACAUCUACAUGUCGAAAGAGUUGGCCGACUUCUGCUUGGUCCAGACAAUGUCCAUGAAGCCAAGAGGGUCAUGGCAGGUGAAGACUUUGCAUUUUAUCAAGAAGUGAUUCCUGGAAUGUAUUAUUCCAUUGGAAUCAGAAAUGAGAAAAUAGGAUCAAUUCACACCCCACACUCUCCAUUUUUCUUUCUUGAUGAGGAAGUUCUUUCAAUUGGAGCAGCUCUACACACUGCUGUUGCUGAGUUGUACUUAAAUAAGCUCACAAUUAAGUAAAACCCCUUUUACUUAUGUAUCAUUCAUGUAUGCACUUAAAAGUUAUUUAUAUUCAAGAAAAGUGUACAUUUCUCGUCAUAAAAUUGAGACGAGUUAUUUAAUUUUUUUUUUAUAAUCAAAAGUUUUGGAGAAUUAGGUCUCAAA